UCCCCUUUUACAAAGUUACCUCCCUGAGAGGCUGAAGUUAGACUGAAAGUUGUACAUUUUGUUUCGUUCGAGAGGAUUAGAGUGAUUCUAAUUUGUUGUUGAACAUUUGUAAUAAUACAAAAUGUCAUUGCGGAUUGUCAUGCAGGGUCCUGGACCUUGGGGCUUCAGACUGGUUGGUGGGAAGGAUUUCGAACAGCCGCUGACUGUUUCACGGGUAACCCCAGGAAGUAAAGCAGCCCAGGCCAACCUCUGUAUUGGUGACAUGAUUGUUGCCAUUGAUGGGGAGACGACGGAGGGCAUGACUCACUUGGAAGCCCAGAAUAAGAUUAAGAGUUGUAUUGAAGAAAUGGUCCUCGCCAUAGAUAGAUCGGAAUCAAAAACAUGGUCUCCCCUGGUCUCUGAAGAUGGGAAGACUCAUCCCUACAAGAUGAAUCUGGCAUCAGAAUCGCAGGAAGUGAAACACAUAGGUUCUGCUCACAACAGGAGUGCUCUCCCGUUCAGUUCGCCAGGUUCCAAGGUGGUUACAAGCCAGUAUAAUAAUCCAGCGGGCUUGUACUCUUCUGAUAACAUCAAGACCUUUAACAGUGCUGUUGGUGGUGCCAGGACCACUGCGGCAUCCAACGAAUCAACUGAUAAUUUCAGUCCAGAUAUCACCAAACCUGUCCAGCCAAUAUCAUCAAUUGCUGUUGACUCAGAGGUUUAUAAAAUGCUGAAUGAGAACCAAGAGUCGUGUGAGCCUCCACGCCAGUCUGCAUCAUUUAAAGUCCUGCAGGAGAUCCUUGAGACUGGUGAUUCUGACAAACCCUCUGGGUUUAGAAGUGUGAAAGCGCCCACGACAAAAAUUGCUUCUUCUGUGGGCAGUAAUGAGAAACUCUCCAUCUGUGACAAAUGUGGCUCAGGGAUUGUGGGCAUGUUUGUCAAACUGCGUGACAAGUUCCGGCACCCUGAGUGCUACAUCUGUACUGACUGCGGAACAAAUCUGAGACAGAAAGGACACUUUUUCGUCGAGGACAAGAUUUAUUGUGAGAAGCAUGCACGUGAACGAGUGGUACCUCCUGAGGGUUAUGAUAUCGUCACCGUCUUCCCAAAAUAGAUCUUUUUCCAUUGACGCUUUAAAAACUGCACAUUUUCCUGCUUUGAGGAAUUCUGAACAAAUUGUAAACACUUCAUGUGGAUGGAUUUUCAUUGUGUUCUGUCAGAGUUUUUGAAAAAGUGAACGGUUUCAUCUAUUCAAGUUAAUACACUAGAUAUGUCCAUUAAAAUAUUUGUUUACUCAUUGAAUCUAGGAUACUAUCCUCAUGAAGUGUUUCUAUGACAAGACAUCCCAGGUUUGUAAACAUUCCAUAUGUGAGGUAGUGAAACAUGACUGCAUUGGUGCUAUAAUUCUGUCCAAGUCCUUGUGAACAUAAAUAUUGGAAAGGACAAAGUGCCAUAUUGCCUAAAAUUUUGCACUUGCAUAUAAAGGAAAGUGGGACUAUGUUACAGUGGUAAACUUGGACGUUUCUGGCACAUUUACUGUAACUAGUAUAAAGGAUUUCACUUCUGGGACUCUCGGAGAUUUAGGGACCAAUGAGUUCAUCUCACUGAAAAAGUGAAAAAUCUCAAUGCUUCAGCUUUUCUUUCAUAGCUUCAUAUAUGAGCAAUGAUACCAGAUAAUUUUCAUAAUUGUUUUUCUUAUGGACUGUUUAUUUCAAAUAAAAUAUGUCCUUGUUUCCAAUAGCUUUUCUGCAACUUUGUAAUAAAUAUGUCUUUGUCGAAGAUUUAAUGCCAACCUGUUUUUAUGUUCUGUGCAAGUUGUUUUAACUCCCAGUACAAUGCAUUAAAUAAAAUGAUCAAUGUCUCAACA
Neoarius graeffei (lesser salmon catfish) is the source of this 1846-nucleotide messenger RNA. It is a transcript of the gene pdlim1, whose product is annotated as PDZ and LIM domain 1 (elfin). NCBI's taxonomy places the organism in Eukaryota, Metazoa, Chordata, Actinopteri, Siluriformes, Ariidae. Gene Ontology annotation, cellular component: Z disc; stress fiber; filamentous actin. The transcript is spliced from 7 exons. Gene Ontology annotation, molecular function: muscle alpha-actinin binding; actin binding. Gene Ontology annotation, biological process: muscle structure development; heart development; actin cytoskeleton organization. The record is from RefSeq and is a predicted model, not a curated record. Bases 122 to 1093 code for a protein of 323 amino acids.